Closterium sp. Naga37s-1 is the source of this 885-nucleotide messenger RNA. Lineage: Eukaryota; Viridiplantae; Streptophyta; Zygnematophyceae; Desmidiales; Closteriaceae. The record is from the annotation of a GenBank genome assembly.
AUGGAGAGGCAGCUGGGCAACGAAGGCAGGGUAGGAAGAGGUACGGAUGGUGGGGAGGAGGGCGAGAGGGGAGAGGAGGGAGACAUAUGGCAGGAGGUGGAGUCGUGGUGCUUUGCCAUGCUGUGCGCGUGGCGCUCCAGCACCAAGGUCAUGGGGCCGGGGCUGGACGUGACGUGUGGUAAGGGCAGCAGCCAUGUGCUGCGCAGGCAGGCAGGAGCGCCCAUGUCACACGAGUGGGGCGUUGACAUGUGGGCCCAGGCUGCUACACCCAGGUUCUGUGACGACAUGCCCGCGGGACAGGGUGCGUGUGGCGAUGCCUGCGCGGACAGCAGCAUGAGGAGUAGCAGUAGUGGGGCCAGCGGGGCUGGUGGUGGGAAGAGUGAGGGAGAGGGAGGAAAGGGGGAGGUGCCAGCUUAUUUGAAGCCAUGGCCGGGGGGAAUCAAUCUGGUGGCGUGUCUGCGGGAGAUGCUGCUGGGGGAGGUGUGCUACCGCCCUGCCUCCCCUGCACCUGCAGCCCCUUCCACCCAUCCUGCUGCACCAAGCGUUUCUCCCUCGUCUAGUCCUGUGGCCUCUACAGCCCCUGCUAUCCCUAUCACUGCUGCUGCACCAAGCAAUACACCCGCAUCCGUCUCACUUGCACAAGGCCCUGGCGCUGCUGCUUCUAGAGGGCGUGUGUGCGGUGCUGCGGGGUGUGGGAAGGUGGAGGGUGAUGGUGGUGUGAAGCUGAAGAAUUGCUCUGGGUGUGGCAAGGUGGCGUAUUGCGGUAGAGAGUGUGAGAAGGCGCAGUGGCCGUCCCACAAGCUUGCAUGCGGGGCCAGGACCAGCGGCCGGGGUGGUGGCAGCAGUAAUGGCAAGGUGAGUGGCACGGUGAGUGGGCAGGAUUAA